Messenger RNA from Daldinia caldariorum, 1304 nucleotides. RefSeq lists its product as uncharacterized. The record is from RefSeq and is a predicted model, not a curated record. Lineage: Eukaryota; Fungi; Ascomycota; Sordariomycetes; Xylariales; Hypoxylaceae. The transcript has a single exon. Bases 574 to 1065 code for a protein of 163 amino acids.
CUUCUCCAAAAUGGUGGGGAUCCUGGUUGUUGCCACCAUUGAUAACAAUCGUAUAGUAAAAGAUAAUAGAUAACCAUAUUAGAUACGGUAGUGGAAGUGGUACGAGCUUAUCAUUCACGUCUGUACCUACCUAAGGUUAGGUAUCUAAGGUAUUAUCUUUGUGUAUGUUGUUGGGAGUUAUGUGGUGGUUUGCUAAGAGCUAGUAAUGCUAAUACUUAGUAGUAUAACAGAAUAGCGUGGAAUUAUACUCUGUAUUAGUAUGCUAAUAAGUAAGAUUUCAUUAUUCAAGGUUCCAUAGAGUUGCAUUAUUAAUGCGAUAUACUGAGAUGUGUGUGGAUAUCGCCCAGCUGAACUGAUAUUAGUUGAUGGACUUUACAAGGCUGAAAUGGCAAACGUUAAUUGGUCCACGGCUUUCUAGCUGUAACGAGCGCGUGUAACAUGAUCAGCAUUUAAGAAAUCCAACUUGUCAAUCCGGACAAGCCAGAGCCGCGUUUGAUCGUUUGAUCGCAUUACCUUUUGUUCUUUUCUUUUCUUUGUUUUUUUUUCAACGCGUAAUAACUUCGUAACGACAAGAUGCCGCAAACUCAUCCCCGAAACCAAGUAAUACUUGCACCAUCACGGGUGGAUCACGACGGCAUUUUAUCUGUCUUCUUAGCUGGUACUACUACUCCAACUGAUGAUAGGGACUGGCGCGAGGUGUUAACCGAAUCCCUUACGGAUUUGCCCCUCACUGUUAUCAACCCGUAUCGACCAGAUUGGGACUCGAGCUGGCGAGAGGAUAUUACCUGCGAGCCCUUUCGGGAACAGGUGGAAUGGGAACUCGACAUGCAGGAAAAGGCCCAUAUAGUGGUCCUAUUCUUUCAUUCGGCAACCGAGGCCCCCAUCAGCUUACUCGAACUGGGACUUUGCGCUAGAGCCAGAAAAGCCAUUGUCGUGUGCCCUGAGGGGUAUAAGAAGAGGGGAAAUAUUCAGAUUGUAUGCCAAAGAUAUGGACUCGAAAUGGCGGAAAACUUUGACGCGUUGAGGGAGGCUAUAGUGAAGAGGUUGCCAACAGGUUCUUUGUGAAUUUAGGCGGGCUAUUAAAUGUUGAAAAAAUAUUGAAAGUUACCUAGGUGACGUGACAUGAAAAAAAUAAAAAAUCGAAAUAUCCACGGGUAUGGGUUCGGGUUCCUGGUACCUAAACGGGUUUCCAAAUCCACUUAUCUUCAAAGUCCGCCGUCUGGGGAAAGCGGGCCGGGAUUUUCUCCGCCUAAAUCUUGUGGGCGGCCUGGCACCUGCAACUCGGAAAGGUGGAUUUGACGCCC